This is a messenger RNA of Oppiella nova, 279 nucleotides long. Lineage: Eukaryota; Metazoa; Arthropoda; Arachnida; Sarcoptiformes; Oppiidae. The record is from the annotation of a GenBank genome assembly.
AUGUGUCCAGGUGAUCAGUUGGCACUCAUAAAGUACGGGUCUCUGGAGUUGACAGCAAUAGUACUGUUUAAUCCGAAUCGACCCAAUCUUAUACACAGAGAUGUGGUUAAAGCCGAACAGCAAUUGUAUAUCUAUUUACUCCAACGGAUCUUAAAUAUGAGUCUAACUCAUGAUUCCGGGAUCGGGAGUCGGUUUGGCCUCUUUUGUCUCGGAGUAGGGCUGAGUCGGAAUGGUCUCCUCCUCCUCCUUGGGCUCAUGAAUGACCACUUUGUCGGGCAG